CUUUUUGUACGUUGUUUCUCCUUAACGGCCCGUUCGGCGCAGGCUCACUUCAUCCCUGAAAAUGUGGGCCGUUCCUGAUGUGGGGAUGAGCGAGGUGUUCGGGCAGCUUCCCCGCUUGCGUCAUAACGAACCGCACAUUUCGACGUCGUGACGCCGCGGCCAUUACGAUGACGGAAUUGAGGGGCUCCUCGUGCCCGGCCACCUCUUACUUCCUUUUUCUUUAUCACGGCAAACUCGACUUUCGACGUAUCUGAGAAAGAAGAUUACUGGAACUGAGCGAGACGCAAGCAUGGGAGCAGAUCAUCCAGACGCAGACUUGCAUCCCGAGGCUACGGGCCUCGCGGCGAUGACCGUUAAGGCACACUCGGCCGAACAUUCGCUGAAGCUGUACUCGGGCUGGUUCUGCCCGUUCGUCCAGCGCGCGUGGAUCGCCCUGGAAGAGAAGGGCAUCCAGUACCAGUACAUCGAGGUCAAUCCGUACCACAAGCCGAAAUCGCUGCUCGACCUCAACCCGCGCGGUCUCGUCCCGACGCUUCAGUACCAGGGCAAGCCGCUUUACGAGAGCACAGUCCUUUGCGAGUUCUUCGAGGAAGCGUUCCCAAAUCAUAGCCCCCGUCUUAUGCCUGAGGAUCCGUACGAUCGAGCGAGGACGAGGAUCUGGACCGACUUUGUCACGAGCAGGAUUAUACCGAGCUUCCACCGUUUUCUGCAGCACCAGGGCGCGGAGGGGUUGAAGGAGAAACAACGGGAGUUUCUGGGGUAUAUUAAGCAGUUUACGAGGGAGAUGCAUGCUGAGGGUCCUUUCUUCAUGGGCGAGGAGUUCGGUCUCAUUGACAUCGUCAUCGCGCCGUGGGCUAUUCGCCUGUGGGUGUUUGAUCACUUCAAAGGUGGGCUGGGGAUCCCGGAGAAGGGCCAAGGAGGCGAGGAUGAGCAGGUCUGGGAGAGGUGGAGGAAGUGGCUAGAGGCUGUGGAGAAGAGGCGGAGCGUUAAGGAGACAAUGAGCGAUCGGGAGCAUUAUUUGCCUAUUUACCAGGGGUAUGCGGAUGAUAAGGCGCAGAGUGAGCUGGCGAAGGCUACGAGAGCAGGGAGGGGUGUGCCGUAAAUCCAGCUUCGUCAGUUUAGCUCCAACUUGGCGAGCUUUGACGUCCUUCGUACUGAAUUACUACGGAGCCUGACCCGAGAUGCCAUUUCCUAGACUGCUAUAAGCUAACAGCUAAGCUAGGCUCGAGAUU
This is a messenger RNA of Trematosphaeria pertusa, 1232 nucleotides long. RefSeq names its product glutathione transferase omega-1. The transcript is spliced from 2 exons. Gene Ontology annotation, cellular component: cytoplasm. Gene Ontology annotation, molecular function: glutathione transferase activity. The record is from RefSeq and is a predicted model, not a curated record. Lineage: Eukaryota; Fungi; Ascomycota; Dothideomycetes; Pleosporales; Trematosphaeriaceae. Bases 290 to 1102 code for a protein of 270 amino acids.